Molecule: messenger RNA, 1419 nt
Organism: Morchella sextelata
Lineage: Eukaryota; Fungi; Ascomycota; Pezizomycetes; Pezizales; Morchellaceae
Exons: 5
Coding region: 1-1419 (472 amino acids)
Biological process (GO): carbohydrate metabolic process
Molecular function (GO): hydrolase activity, hydrolyzing O-glycosyl compounds
Source: RefSeq, a predicted model, not a curated record
AUGCGUUCUUCCACCAUGAGAUCCAGAACCCUCCUCGCCCUCACGGCGCAUGUCCUCACUGCCGCCGCCCUCGUCGCAAAAGAUGGAAAGACCGGGAAGCUCCCCGCGUUGGGCUUCAACUCAUGGAACGCAUUCCGCUGCGACAUCCACGAAGACAAGUUCCUCAUCGCGGCGCAGGAGAUCAUAGACCUGGGUCUCAAGGAUGCCGGUUACGAGUACAUUAACAUUGAUGACUGCUGGUCGCUCAUGUCCCGUGACAAUGCCACAAAGCGCAUUCAGCCCGACCUUGAAAAGUUCCCCGACGGCAUCAGCGGAACCGCGGACAAAGUCCACGCUCUCGGCCUCAAGAUUGGAAUCUACUCUGAUGCCGGAGACCUCACCUGCGCCGGAUAUCCCGGAUCCCUUGGCUACGAGGAGAUUGAUGCGGAGACAUGGGAUGAGUGGGGUGUUGACUACUUGAAAUAUGACAACUGCAAUGUCCCCACAAACUGGACAGACGAAUACCAAUACUGGCCCGAGUACUGGUACGGUGACCACGAGGACCAGGUCGGUGGUACCCCCGCCCCGGCCGGCUACGACUGGUCGACCUCGAAGACGGCGCUGCGCUACAAUCGUAUGCGUGAUGCGCUUCUGGCGCAGUCGCGUACACUGCUGUACUCACUUUGCAACUGGGGACACUCGCACGUUGAGCAGUGGGGCAACCAGACGGGGCAGAGCUGGCGCAUGUGGGGUGACAUUGUCCCCAUCUGGGAGGGGAAGGAUGAUUAUUCAUGGGGUUUUAUGCCAAUUAUCAAUCAUGGUAUCUUCUUCUUGGAGUGGAGCAACUUCUGGGGACACAAUGAUCUCGACAUGCUAGAAGUUGGGAACGGUAACCUGACGGCCGAGGAGACACGAACUCACUUCGGCAUCUGGGCUGCCCUCAAGUCGCCCCUCCUCAUCGGCACACCCCUCGAUGUAAUCCCCGAAGAAGACCUCGCGGUUCUCAAGAACUGGGAGAUCCUUGCCUUCAACCAAGACCCCACCUGGGGCGCUCCCGCCCUCCCCUACAAAUGGGGGAUCAACCCCGCCUGGACCUGGAACCAGACCCAUCCCGCCGAGUUCUAUAGCGGUGGCUCCGAGCGCGGAAUCCACGUCUUCAUGAUGAACACGCUUAACAAGACCGUGACCAAGAGUGCGGUCUGGGGCGAGAUUCCCGGCCUCAAGGCGGGAAAGAAGUACGAGGUCACUGACAUGUGGACACACAAGAAACUCGGAAGCUUCUCCAAGAAGCUUGAUGUCAAGCUCGCGGCUCACGAUACCGCCGCGUUGUUGGUGACGGAGGUUGGCGGAAAGCACCCCUUCCCUAACCCGGCAGCGUUGCCAAAGCCGAAGAUUUACGAGACAAAGCCGAAGAGGUGGUUGGCGCCGGAGCUCAUCUAA